Messenger RNA from Lindgomyces ingoldianus, 2041 nucleotides. RefSeq lists its product as uncharacterized. Gene Ontology annotation, cellular component: TRAPPII protein complex; trans-Golgi network. Gene Ontology annotation, biological process: intra-Golgi vesicle-mediated transport. Lineage: Eukaryota; Fungi; Ascomycota; Dothideomycetes; Pleosporales; Lindgomycetaceae. The record is from RefSeq and is a predicted model, not a curated record. The coding region runs from base 32 to 1765 and encodes 577 amino acids. The transcript has 4 exons.
GUUUCGGUCACCGCGAAGUGUGCGGAUCCUGAUGGCUGCAAGCUCUGCAGAUUCUCAGCCUCGUGGGAGUGCCGAAUUUGUGGAAAGCUCUGUUCUUGAGGCAGUAGUGCCGUCCGACUCCUUUAUCGACCUUGAGGAUGAACUCCAGUCAUGGGACGGCAGUAUCGAGGAUGAAACGAAAUCAAUGCUACCAUUUCUGGCACAGAGACAAGUUCUGCUCUUCGAUGAACUUGUGCCUGUCUACGUUGUCUUGCGGACACCGUUGAUAGACGAAAGUACUCUGAAAGCGUAUCUUGCUAGGCUGGCUAUCAACGUGGAAGCAUUUGCCUUUGGCACGGCUCCUAGUCCUGAGCUAGAAGCAAAACCCCCGCCGCCAAAAGAAUUGAUAUUCUCAGAGACCAUUCAAACAUCAAAUGAACCAUCAAUCGUCCGCCUUGAGGGUGAAGCUGGCCCUCAUGUGUAUGUGGUUUGGAAAUUCGAGGUGUUCAUUUCUCGACCCCGAGGAAGAUUUCACAAACCAGCCAUCUACUUCCAACCGACAGCAUCUUUAAAGCCUACUGAAAAAAUACAAAAAAACGUUCUGGAUGAUGAAUAUCUCCCCAGUAAGGUUCCAACGGCGCUUAACCUCCUCCAAUCGUUUGAGAACGAUCCGGCUCUGACUGGCAUUCAUCCUCGACUUUCUGCACUCCGAAUCAGCAAAAUUGUGCCGACAGCUCCUGUUGCCAAAGAACUAGUGCGCCCAAUCAGGAACGGCCAAAGACGUCUGUUUCGAGCUUUACCUGCCUUGGUAUGGCGGGUGCGGUACUCGAAAGUGCACUCGACCUUGAGUGAUCUAUCCUUGAUAGCAUCGCUGGAUCUUGAAGUUGCCCAUAUCACCGGGUGUAGUGUCUGCAUUAACGAGGUCAGUCUAACCCUCCGCGGCGGCCAAGUCAGGACGAUCGCCAAGCACCCUGGGCCUGCGAUGGUUUACAAGCCAGGAGACCAAGUCACUUCUCUCUACAAACUCGCUCCAGAUUUAGCAGCCGAUGGAAUGCCGAUUUUCGGCAGUGACGGACAUGUGCUAGAUCUUAAAAUGACAGCAAAAGUGCUAGUUUCGGAAGAAUGUCGACCCAAUUUAUCUAUUACCUGGAGGACAGGAGUAGACUUCACCGUCGAGCAGAAUAACAAUCUCGUCAAAGCUGCUCACAGGCUCAGCAAUCCGCUUGCGCAACCACCUAAAGCCCCGGAUCCAGACUCCCUCCCAACGCCGGAUGAACAAAGCCAGCAAGACGACGAUGCAUACAGUAAAGUUAUCAAUGUCACCAUGACCGUGACUGGACCACCACGAGUCCAAGUUGGAGAUAUGUUUCACUGGGAUGUCUUUAUCGUGAACCGCUCCGAUAAGACGAGGAAAUUGGCUGUCCUAGUCAUUCCUAAGCGGAAGGGAGAUGCAUUGAGGCACAAGUCGAAUCCUUCGACUUCAUCUCUCGGUGCACAGCGCACCGAUAAGAAAGAGCUGCUCGCGGGUGCUGUGGUGGACGAGAACAUCGUCUAUGCAAAACAGAAGAAUGCAAGGAUUGAACCGGCGGAGCUAAUUUGCUUGACUACUGAUGUUCGGAUAGGGCACCUUGCUCCCGGGGCCUGUUAUACAGCGGACAUCAAAUUCCUGGCACUUUCAUCAGGGGUUUUGAAUGUAGACGCCGUUCGUAUAGUUGAUCUAGCAACCCAAGAGGCUGCAGACAUACGGGACUUGCCGAGCGUAGUAGCAGUCGAGAAAGAAGGAUGAGGGAAAUCGAUUUGAUCGCCUUCCGUUUGUACAGGGUCAACAUGUCUUGGAUGAGGGAACGUUGGCAAUCUAAAAGGAGUCCUAGUAUUGACAGGGACAUCCUGUUGGAAUUGAGGAGAGGUGUCGACAAGAUGCACGCUUCAGUCCUAAGUUAUCCCAGUUACGUUGUAUGUUUGGUGAGAAGGCGCAGUAGAUAGUUGGGAGUCAGUUCAGUAUAGUAUCAGAUGCAGCUGGGUCCAGAAUGAGGGGUGCAUGCAGCACGGAGAGCCACACAAG